This is a messenger RNA of Drosophila ficusphila, 1252 nucleotides long. It is a transcript of the gene Spx, whose product is annotated as splicing factor 3B subunit 4. NCBI's taxonomy places the organism in Eukaryota, Metazoa, Arthropoda, Insecta, Diptera, Drosophilidae. Gene Ontology annotation, biological process: positive regulation of mRNA splicing, via spliceosome. The record is from RefSeq and is a predicted model, not a curated record. The transcript is spliced from 3 exons. Gene Ontology annotation, molecular function: RNA binding. Gene Ontology annotation, cellular component: U12-type spliceosomal complex; nucleolus. Bases 87 to 1106 code for a protein of 339 amino acids.
CCUAAUAUUGGUUUUGCCAUCACUAGCUUGCAUGUUAAAAACGCCGAAAAUUAAUUUUUGGUUUUGUUCAUAAAAAUAGUUGUGAAAUGGCGGCAGGUCCCAUUGCUGAACGCAAUCAAGAUGCAACCAUCUAUGCCGGCGGACUGGACGACAAGGUGUCGGAAACGCUGCUUUGGGAGUUAUUUGUUCAGGCGGGACCAGUGGUGAACGUACACAUGCCCAAGGAUCGGGUCACCCAAAUGCACCAAGGCUACGGUUUCGUCGAGUUCCUCAGCGAGGAGGACGCCGACUAUGCCAUCAAGAUCAUGAACAUGAUUAAGCUAUAUGGCAAACCCAUUCGUGUAAACAAGGCGUCGGCUCACCAAAAGAAUUUGGAUGUCGGCGCCAACAUCUUCAUCGGCAACCUGGAUGUGGAGGUCGACGAAAAGCUGCUGUACGAUACGUUCUCCGCCUUCGGGGUGAUUCUUCAGACACCGAAGAUCAUGCGAGAUCCAGAGACUGGCAAGUCUAAGAGCUUUGCCUUCAUCAACUUCGCCAGCUUCGAGGCCAGUGAUGCGGCCAUGGACGCCAUGAAUGGUCAGUACCUGUGCAACCGUCCCAUCUCGGUGUCCUACGCCUUUAAAAAGGAUCACAAGGGCGAGCGGCACGGUUCGGCUGCGGAGCGUUUGCUGGCCGCCCAGAAUCCCUCUGCCCAUGCGGACAGGCCGCAUCAACUGUUCGCUGAUGCGCCGGUGCAGAAUAUGAUGCCGCCGAUGUCGGGCCAGAUGAUGCCGCCACCGAUGAUGGCUCCGCCGCCGCCUGUGGUGCCAGUUACGAAUAACAAUAUGGGCAUGAUAGCGCCGCCGCCACCCGUGCCCCAGCCUGCGCCGUUCCCAGCCACGAUACCGCCGCCGCCGCUGCCACCAAUGGCCGGCGGACAGCCGCCCCUACCUCCGGCAAUGGGCAUACCACCGCCACCACGCAUGAUGCAACCAAAUGCCUGGGCACCCCCAGGCAUGCCAGCGCCGCCGCCCAGACCACCGCCCACCAAUUGGCGUCCGCCGCCCGUGCCCUUUGCCCCUGCGCCCUUCGCACGGCCGUACCAACCUGAUGGCUACCAGUACUAGGUCUAGGCUGUAGUGUAUACCAAUUUGGACGAGACGAAAUAAAUUUUAAUAGGAUUUAUCUAUAAAGAAUGCUAUGCUAUAUAUGUGAAGACUAAUAGUAACGUUAUUUGGACAUUAAAUAGUUCUCACACACUUCAUUUCGGAAA